Molecule: messenger RNA, 1604 nt
Organism: Lates calcarifer (barramundi perch)
Lineage: Eukaryota; Metazoa; Chordata; Actinopteri; Centropomidae
Product: structural maintenance of chromosomes protein 3
Exons: 14
Coding region: 174-1586 (470 amino acids)
Biological process (GO): mitotic sister chromatid cohesion
Molecular function (GO): double-stranded DNA binding; ATP binding; ATP hydrolysis activity
Source: RefSeq, a predicted model, not a curated record
CGCCGCCAUUUUCCAUGUUAUUCUCUUUUGCCACACUGUGUCACCAAUUUUGAAUGCAAGAGUUUGUAAUUGUUUGUUGAGUUUUGGGUUAUUAAAUUCCCGGCUUCUCCAGUAUAGCGGAGAGGGGAGUUUAAGUCCAAAUUCAGCUGAGGAGACGCCCCGCACAGACAGCCAUGUAUAUCAAACAGGUCAUCAUCCAGGGGUUCCGAAGUUACAGGGACCAAACUGUGGUUGACCCGUUUAGUCCAAAGCACAAUGUUAUCGUCGGAAGGAAUGGGUCAGGAAAAAGUAACUUUUUCUACGCCAUUCAGUUUGUGCUCAGUGAUGAGUUCAGCCACCUGCGACCUGAACAGCGCCUGGCCCUGCUCCAUGAAGGAACUGGUCCUCGUGUCAUUUCAGCUUUUGUGGAGAUUAUAUUUGACAACUCUGACAACCGGCUGCCGAUUGACAAAGAGGAAGUCUCCCUUCGCCGCGUCAUUGGCGCCAAGAAGGACCAGUACUUCUUAGACAAGAAGAUGGUGACUAAGAAUGAUGUCAUGAACCUUCUGGAGAGUGCUGGCUUCUCCCGCAGUAACCCUUACUACAUCGUCAAGCAGGGAAAGAUCAACCAAAUGGCCACAGCACCUGACUCCCAGCGCCUGAAACUGCUGCGAGAGGUGGCAGGGACACGGGUGUAUGAUGAGCGCAAGGAGGAGAGUAUUUCUCUCAUGAAGGAGACAGAGGGGAAACGGGAGAAGAUCAAUGAGCUGCUGAAGUACAUUGAGGAGCGUCUGCACACCCUGGAGGAUGAGAAGGAGGAGCUGGCUCAGUACCAGAAGUGGGACAAGAUGAGAAGAGCGCUGGAGUACACCAUCUACAACCAGGAGCUGAACGAAACCCGCGCCAAACUAGACGAGUUGUCCAGCAAGAGAGAGACCUGUGGAGACAAAUCCAGGCAGCUGCGUGAUGCUCAGCAAGAUGCCAGAGACAAAGUAGAGGAGACAGAGCGUGUAGUGCGGGAGCUGAAAUCCAAGAUCUCUGCUAUGAAGGAGGAGAGAGAGCAGCUGUCGGCAGAGCGCCAGGAGCAGAUCAAGCAGAGGACCAAGCUUGAGUUGAAGGCCAAGGACCUGCAGGAUGAGCUGGCAGGCAACAGCGAACAGAGGAAACGCCUGCUUAAGGAGCGACAGAAGCUGCUGGAGAAAAUCGAGGAAAAGCAAAAAGAGCUGCAGGAGACAGAGCCCAAAUUCAACAUGGUGAAGGAAAAAGAGGAGCGGGGUAUCUCCAGACUGGCCCAGGCUACUCAGGAGAGGACUGACCUGUAUGCCAAGCAGGGCCGUGGCAGUCAGUUCACCUCCAAGGAGGAGAGGGACAAGUGGAUUAAGAAGGAGCUUAAGUCUCUGGACCAGGCCAUCAACGAUAAAAAGAGGCAGAUCGCAGCCAUCCACAAAGACCUGGAGGACACAGAGACAAAUAAGGAGAAGAACCUCGAGCAGUACAAUAAACUCGAUCAGGAUCUAAAUGAGGUCAAGACUCGUGUUGAGGAGCUGGACAAAAAAUAUUAUGAAGUGAAGAACAGGAAAGAUGAGCUGCAGAGCGAAAGAAAGUAAGAGCCUUGUCUUUCCCUC